AUGAAACCAUCGAAAGCAAGUAGCUCAUUCAUCUCUUUGCUACACCCUAAAAACUUGACCGAUCAUUUUGCGGUGAUAUGUCUUUAUAUAAGAUCUAACAGCGCUCUAGUAUCUGAUGUGCCAGCGGAAGCACAGAGGAUGCAUGCGUCCCAGCGCAUAGUCAAUGAAGGUGCUUAUCACGCCCUUGAUACGUUGAAGGAGUUGUCUCAGAAUUUCCCGACGCAUGCAAGAUCCAUAGCACGUGAGAGCGUUUCACGUGAACUGAGGCAGGGUAUUGAGCUGAAUCAAAAAGAACAUCUCUCAGAUGCUGGACAUGAGACUGUUCCAGGACUGAGCCCUGGGGAGUCGAUGCUGUUUCUGAAUGGAAUCGGUCUCGAUGUUGACAGCUUGGACAUGUUCCAACUUGUGGAUACCAUUAAGCAGGAGGAGCGCGUUGCUUCUGGCUUCUCGAACAUGGGUUUCCAGCGGGAGUACCUCUCUAUUCUGACUGGCAUGGAAUUUUCUGAAGAAAAAGGCAGGUAUGCGGUUGACUACAGAGAUGCUGAUCUUGUGUACCUCAACAACCUCGAUACCGACAAGCGCUAUAAACACUGGAGGAACAGCGUCAAGUUGCUGUUGGAGCCCUACUAUCCUGGCAUGAUUCGCCCGAUAGCACGAAAUCUCUUCAACUUGAUUUUCGUUGUUGAUCCGGCAGAGCGCAACAGCAGAAACCUUAUGCAGAUAGCAUACUCGUUCUUCAAGCACGAGAUCCCUUUGAGGAUUGGGUUAAUCUUUGUUGUUAAUGACGACAAGAAAGUAAGCGGUUUGGAAGACACUGGAGUCGCAAUUCUUAAUUUGUUCAACUUUCUUGCCAUAGACAGCACCAACCAUGAAGCACUCAAGAUAGUCAACGAGAUGCUAGAUCAGUUCCGUACGCAAGACGACAUCGAUCCUGCUGAUAUCAAGAGCUGGUUUGAGGAAAAUUAUAGUGACGCCGAUUAUAAGGAUGUGUUUGGUCCGAACACUGACUAUGAUCGCGGAAAAACUGGUGGUAUGGAGUUUUUGAGAAAAUCUGCCAUAGGCAAAGCUCCAAAAGUGCUUCUCAAUGGUUACCCACUCGACGACGCUGGCAUCACUGGUGAUAAGUUUGAAGAGACCGUUAUGAUGGAAGUGAUGCGCAUCACUCCAAAGCUGCAAACUGCUGUGAUCAACGGUGAGCCAUGGUUUUCUUUCUAUUAUCAAUCUUGA
Molecule: messenger RNA, 1227 nt
Organism: Cylicostephanus goldi
Lineage: Eukaryota; Metazoa; Nematoda; Chromadorea; Rhabditida; Strongylidae
Source: the annotation of a GenBank genome assembly